UCGACUCACAGCGGAUGUGUCGAGUGUCAACACACUGCAGACGCAUGUGGGGCAGUGCUGGAGAAGAAGCAUGUGCAGUAUUUGUCCAAAACUGACAUUAAUACGGUGACAAUUAAAUGAUUAAGAGGAGAUAAAUGCUUAAACUGUGAGGAAUAUUCGCAAUAAUGAAGUUCGCGUACAGGUUUUCAAACCUGCUUGGAGCCGUUUAUCGUCAGGGAAAUUUGAAUUUCUCCAAAGAUGGCAACGCUGUGAUCAGUCCGGUUGGAAACAGAGUCUCCGUCUUCGACCUGAAAAACAACACAUCCGAGACGUUACCCAUCUCGACGACCAAGAACAUCACGUGUGUCGGUCUCUCUCCUGACGGGAACAUAGCAAUCGUGGUGGAUGAAGAUGGCGCAGCUCUGUUGGUCAGCCUCAUCACCCGAGCCAUCCUUCAUCAUUUCCACUUUCACAAGCCGGUCAACAGCAUCCGCUUCUCACCUGACGGCAGGAGGUUUGUGGUAACGAAGGAGAACGUCGCUCUGAUGUACCACGCUCCCGGGAAGCAGCGCGAGUUUAACGCCUUCGUGUUGGACAAGAGCUACUACGGUCCGUACGAUGAAACCACCUGCAUCGACUGGACGGACGACUCCAAGUGUUUUGUGGUGGGCAGCAAAGACAUGUCAACGUGGGUGUUUGGUGCUGAGCGCUGGGCCAACCUCAUCUACUACUCUCUGGGUGGACACAAAGACGUCAUCGUGGGCUGUUUCUUCGAGAAGGACAGCCUGGAUCUGUACACGGUGAGCCAGGACGGGACGCUGUGUGUUUGGGAGAGUGACACGGAGCUGGACGGCCUCAUCCUGCCGAAGAAGAGCAAACCUCAACCUCCCGGACCCGGGGAGGAAGAGGAGGGGGAGGAUGAGGUGGAGAGGGUGGAGGGAGAGGAGGGAGAGGUGAUCAGAGGGAAAGUCGAAGCUCCGAAAGAGAAGAAGACGAGAAACGUGCGAUUCAAGCACAGAAGCAAGCACUUCUUCAACAAAGAGGGGGAUUUUAACAACCUGACUGCUGCCGCCUAUCACAAGCCCACUCACAUCCUGAUCACUGGUUUCGCCUCGGGGAUCUUCCACCUGCACGAACUCCCAGAGUUUAAUCUCAUUCACUCUCUAAGUAUUUCAGACCAGAGAAUCUCCUCGGUGUCGAUAAACUGCUCUGGAGACUGGAUUGGCUUCGGAUGCUCAGGGAUGGGUCAGCUGCUGGUGUGGGAGUGGCAGAGUGAGUCGUACGUCUUCAAACAGCAGGGACAUUUUAACAACAUGGCGUCACUGGCGUACUCACCGGACGGACAGUACAUCGUGACAGGAGGGGAUGAUGGCAAAGUCAAAGUGUGGAACACAAACAGCGGCCUCUGCUUCGUCACCUUCACCGAGCACACCAGCAGCGUCACCAACGUCACCUUCACCUCCAGCGGCUUCGUCAUCGUCAGCGCUUUGGACGGGACGGUCAGAGCGUUCGACCUGCACAGAUACAGAAACUUCAGGACAUUCACGUCGCCCCGGCCGGCGCAGUUCUCCUCCCUGGCUGUAGAUGUCAGUGGAGAGCUGGUGAGCGCCGGAGCUCAGGACUCCUUUGAGAUCUUCCUGUGGUCCAUGCAGACUGGCAGACUGCUGGAGGUCCUCGGGGGUCACGAGGGUCCCGUCAGCUGUCUGUGUUUCAGUCCAGUUCAGUCCAUCCUGGCCAGCGCUUCAUGGGAUCGAACCAUCAGACUGUGGGACAUGUUGGACAGCUGGCAGGUCAAAGAAACACUUCCCCUCACCUCUGACGCUCUGUCAGUGACGUACAGGCCUGAUGGUCAGGAGUUAGCUGUAGCCACUCUGAACGGCGAGAUCUGCUUCUGGAACCCACAGUCGGCAGCACAAACAGGAUCCGUGUCGGGACGCCACGACCUGGAGACGGGCCGCAAAGAGACGGAUAAAAUCACAGCCAAGCAAUCUGCAAAGGGGAAGUCCUUUACGUCGCUGUGCUACUCUGCAGACGGAGAGUCGAUUUUAGCAGGAGGUCAGUCCAAGUUCGUCUGCAUCUACAACAUCAGAGAGCAGAUGCUGAUGAAGAAGUUUGAGAUCUCCUGUAACCUCUCCUUUGAUGCCAUGGAGGAGUUCCUGGACCGACGGAAAAUGACAGAGUUUGGCAGCCUGGCGCUGGUGGACGAGGGAGCCGGAGACGGGGACGGAGUCAACAUCAGCCUCCCUGGAGUCAGGAGAGGUGAUAUGAGCUCUCGUCAUUUUAAGCCAGAAAUCAGAGUGAGCUCACUGCGGUUCUCCCCUACUGGGCGUAGCUGGGCAGCCACAACAACCGAGGGUCUGCUGGUCUACUCCCUCGACGGCUCUCUUGUCUUCGACCCGUACGACCUCGACCUGGACGUGACUCCGGCCAGCAUACGGAAACAGCUACGUCUUCAGGAGUGGACGUCCGCCAUCAUCCUGGCGUUCAGACUCAACGAAAAAGCCCUAAAGCAGGAAGUGUUGGAAUCGGUGCCUCAUGAUCAGAUCCGAGUGGUGUGCGGCUCUCUUCCUGACAUCUACGUGGAGAAGCUGCUCAGCUUUGUGGCGGCGUGUUUGGAGAAGUCGGGUCACCUGCAGUUCUACAUGACGUGGGCUCAGAACCUGCUCAUGCUGCACGGACAGAAACUUAAAAACAGGUCGGGGGCGAUUCUUCCGACACUCCAGGCGCUGCAGAAGAGCAUCCAGAGACACUUUGAAGAUCUUUCAAAACUGUGUGAUUUUAAUGUGUUCAACAUCCGCUACGCUGUGGCUCUGUCAAAGCAGAGGGGCAUGAAGAGAGCAGCUGAGGACGAUGAGGAGGAGGAAGAGGAGGAGGAGGAAGACAGAGAGCUGUCUGAAGAGAUGAGUGAAGCCUCCUUGGACGGUGCAGACAUGAUCCUGUAGGCCUGAGAACGAUCCACCUCAUUCCAUCAACAUGUCAGAAUAAUUAUGUUGGACUGUAAAAGCAAAUAUAUUUCUGUGUACUUACGUUUUUUAAUUAAAUAUGUGAAAAUGUGA
This is a messenger RNA of Labrus bergylta (ballan wrasse), 3035 nucleotides long. RefSeq names its product PWP2 small subunit processome component (gene pwp2h). Gene Ontology annotation, cellular component: Pwp2p-containing subcomplex of 90S preribosome; small-subunit processome. The record is from RefSeq and is a predicted model, not a curated record. Gene Ontology annotation, biological process: maturation of SSU-rRNA from tricistronic rRNA transcript (SSU-rRNA, 5.8S rRNA, LSU-rRNA); ribosomal small subunit assembly. Gene Ontology annotation, molecular function: protein binding. Lineage: Eukaryota; Metazoa; Chordata; Actinopteri; Labriformes; Labridae.